This is a messenger RNA of Arabidopsis arenosa, 2699 nucleotides long. NCBI's taxonomy places the organism in Eukaryota, Viridiplantae, Streptophyta, Magnoliopsida, Brassicales, Brassicaceae. The record is from the annotation of a GenBank genome assembly.
GCGUUUCUCGACUCUGAACCGAGGCUGCGAUAGCAAAGGUGAGACCCAAAAAAAACUGUCUCCAUCCGUGAAUCUCUUUCUUCUUUGAUUUAAUCUCAUCUUCUCUCUGUAAUCGUUUAAUCUUCUUCAAUCUUCUUCCUCGACAGCUUGUUCUCGUCUAUUGUGGUUGAGAAAGAACACCGUUUUCUCUGACAUUCAACCUGUAACCUUGAGAAGUCUUCAAGAUUUUGGUCAGUUUAGUUAGAGAGUCUAAUGUUAAACUUCUAAGGUUAAGACUUAAAACUUUUGUGAUAGUCAUCCGCCAAGAAAGCUGAAUCGAGAAAGAUGGAUGAAGAUUUCGAGAUGACGACAUGGAUUUCGGUGACGCCGCCUCGUUUCUCAAAGUCGGUGAAGAGAAAGAGAUCCCAGGUUUGAAGAAGAAGCUUGUUAAAGAAGGUGAAGGAUAUGAGACUCCUGAGAAUGGCGAUGAAGUUGAAGUGCAUUACACUGUGACUCUGCAUGAUGGGACGAAGUUUCAUUGUACCCGUGAUAGAGGUUCCUCUUUCAAAUUCACUAUUGGACAAGGUCAGGUUAUUAAAGGAUGGGAGAUUAGUAUGAAGACAAUGAAGAAAGGUGAAAAAGCUGUAUUCACUAUCCCGUCAAAGCUAGCUUAUGGUGAAUCUGGUUCACUGCCAAAAAUCCCUCGGAAUGCCGCGUUUCAGCUUGAUGUGGAGUUGCUUACAUGGGUUAGUGUGAAGGACAUUUGCAAAGGUGUGACUAAGAAGAUUCUUGCUGUCGGAGAGAAGUGGGAAAACCCAAAGGAUCUCGAUGAAGUUCUUGUUAAGUACGAGGCGAAACUUGAGGAUGGCACCGUUAUUGGGAAAUCUGAUGGUGUAGAGUUCAGAGUUAAUGAUGGUCAUUUCUGCCCUGCACUUGCUAAGGCUGUGAAGACCAUGAAAAAGGGUGAAAAAGUCCUUUUGACAGUUAAACCACAAUAUGGUUUUGGGGAGAAGGGCAAGCCAGCCUCGGUUCCUCCAAGUGCAACGCUUGUGAUCAAUCUGGAGUUAGUUUCUUGGAAAACAGUUUCAGAAGUAACUGAUGAUAACAAGGUUAUGAAAAAAAUUUUGAAGGAAGGGAAAGGAUAUGAGCGUCCUAAAAAGGGUUCAGUUGUGAAAGUGAAAUUGAUAGGAACACUUCAAAAUGGUACUGUAUUCCUGAAGAUAGGUCAUGGAGAAAGCGAGGGACCCUUUAAGUUCAAAACAGAUGAAGAACCAGAGUAUGCCUUUGGUUCUACUGUGUCACGACAGGAAUUGGCUGUGGUGCUGCCAAACUCAACCGUUAAUUAUGAGGUUGACCUUGUGACUUUCGAAAAGGAAAGAGAAUUGUGGGACAUGAACACUGAGGAGAAGAUAGAAGCUGCUGGUAAGAAGAAGGAAGAAGGAAAUGCCAAGUUUAAAGCAGGCAAAUAUGCCCUGGCUUCCAAGAGAUAUGAGAAGGCUGUCAAAUUCAUUGAAUAUGACACAUCCUUCAGUGAGGAAGAGAAGAAGCAAGCAAAAGCAUUGAAGGUGGCGUGCAAUCUAAAGGAUGUAGCCUGCAAACUGAAGUUGAAAGAUUACAAGCAGGCUGAAAAACUAUGCACAAAGGUCUUAGAGCUAGAAAGCACCAAUGUGAAGGCCUUAUUCGUCCUCGUCCAAGCCAUUCCUGCCAUGUCAUCUGAAGAGGAACUAGAGCGGGAAGUUCAGCUUUAUAUCGCUCAGGAUUCCAAUCAAAAGUUUAAUGCUCUUCUGGAAAAAUUUUGGAAACGCAUUCCAAAAUCACCAUAUGAUACAGUUCCAGAUACACUAAAGUUUCUCUGUCCCUAUCAUGCAUUCUUUAAAAAUACUCUUGAACAGAUGGAUGACUGGAAGCAUUACUUGUCUAAUAUAAUGUCUGUCUUAGACCUUGGUGAGAUGGAGUAUUUUGACCAAGUAGAUUUCCCAAAGAUCGGAGCAAGACCAAUUACUGAGUUGAGUCUGAAUGAAUUGAAGCUGGAGCUUGAUAAUCGUUCUUUGGGUAUUUUGGGAGGAAAGCAAGCUAUGCUAAUACGUUUAGCUUACUCCAUUAGGAUGGAAGAAAAUGGGUACUUUAAAAAGGUACGAGGCAACCCAAUCUUUAAUUUAGAAACCACAGACUUACAAAGUCAGCUUAGGUUACGCUUGUUAAGGUCUGGUGGAACUAAUAGGGAAGAGUUAGCUAUGCGCUUAGCUAAAGCGGUAAAUUCAGGUAUUAAAAUAUCUGAAGAUGAGAACUCACUUGAGAAAUCACUAGAUCCCGUCCAGACAGAUCAUUUGAGAGCUCACUUAAGCGACUCAUUCCAAGUAGUAUUCCUGGAUUUGGAGUUUAAACACCAUACGAUUCUGGAGGUUGGGAUUGUCCUUGUGGACCUCGUGACGUGGAAAAUGAAAGAAUUUCAUGCAAUUCUAAGGCAAACAAAGGAGUUUAUGAAGUCUUAUGUUGGUCGGUCCAGUAUCCCUAGAACAAAGCUAGAGGCCGACUCAUCACCUAGGUUCAGUGAUAUAUCCCAGACAAUUUUUGAUUGUCUUCACCACAGGGUUGUCAUAGGUUCUGGCACAAGUAACCCUAAGUCAUAGAAGCGGUCUCUGAGAACCUGUAUAUCGCACUUUCUGAUGUUGUGACCUAUGACAACCCUGUGGUGAACACAAUCAAAAAUUGUCUGGGAU